This is a messenger RNA of Pseudopipra pipra, 1038 nucleotides long. Its product is annotated as homeobox protein vent1B-like. Gene Ontology annotation, molecular function: DNA binding; DNA-binding transcription factor activity, RNA polymerase II-specific. The transcript has 3 exons. Gene Ontology annotation, biological process: regulation of DNA-templated transcription. The coding region runs from base 1 to 795 and encodes 264 amino acids. NCBI's taxonomy places the organism in Eukaryota, Metazoa, Chordata, Aves, Passeriformes, Pipridae. The record is from RefSeq and is a predicted model, not a curated record.
AUGACCAAGGCCCCUUUCUCCGUCGAAUGGUUGUCCCAGAGCAGCCAGACUCUCAAGAGCCCCACUGAGGGCUCUCCGCAUCGAGCAUCCUCCGCGGGCCACCGCCCCGGCUCUGACUCCAGUCCUGGCUCUGGCUCCAGCCCCGGCUCGAGCGAGCGGAGCCGGGAGCAGUCUGCCGGGCCGCGGGCCGGGAGAAGCGGCAGGAGCAGGGAGCGCUUGGCGGCCACUCCCGCUGCAGUUCCUCCUUCUCCCCUGUCCUCAGGAGCAGACGGGCGGCCGUCGGGAGCGGGGCAGCCCGUGCCUGAGGAGGGUCCCGAGUGCUCGGGCCCCGAGGAGCCCGGCGGCCGCGGCGGGCGGCGGCUGCGCACGGCGUUCAGCGCCGAGCAGAUCAGCACCCUGGAGAGCUCCUUCCAGCGGCAGCAGUACCUGGGAGCCGCCGAGCGCCGGCAGCUGGCGGGCAGGAUGCGCCUCUCCGAGGUGCAGAUCAAGACUUGGUUUCAGAACCGCCGGAUGAAGCUCAAGCGGCAGCUGCAGGAGUUGAGGACGGAGCCUUUCUGCAGCCCCCCUCUCCCUUACGGACCUCAGGGCGGUGUGGUGCCCUUACCUCUCGCAUACGUGGCCCGACCACCACCUCUGCCCCGGCAAGGGGCCGCCUCUGAGGGCUUCACCUUGGCGGCUCUGCCGGCACCCGCCCUGGACCUCAGCAGCGCCUGCAGAACACAGCCAGUAGGCUUUUGGGCGGCACCCUGUUUUGUGGGGUACAGGGAUCCCAGAGCUUUCUUGCUGGGUGUCUGACCCUCUGAUAUGGACUAUGACUAAAGAGGAUUUGCACUACUGAUAGAUAUUUGGGCUGCCCUUGUCUGUAACUGCCUGGCGGAGUUAUGAUGCAGCACUGAACAAAACAUUUAACAAAGACAUGCUGGACAACCUGGACUAUGGACUUCAGGCCUCUGCAUUUAUAGGCAACUAUGAAAUAGAAACAGAGUAGGACAAACACUAAUAUAAAUGGAAUCCUUUAAUAAACUUAUUUUUUUUCCA